AUGCUUGCCCUGAUGGGUCCCUGCGUGGAUAAUCGCACGAUCUCUCCUUCCCUGCUCAUCAACGGCACGGGGUCCUCGGGGGGCUUCUUCUCCAAGAUCAAGGACAACUACAACAGCAAGUUCUCCAACCUUUCCAUCAGCACCAGCACCGAGAAAGACGGCCAGACCGAGGAUGAAACUCUCAUCCACAAUGCCUUUGUCAGGUACUACGAUGCCAGGAACGAGCCGUAUCCCGAAUGGCUAGGUGUCAAGAAGCCACAGCCGGUGCAGAACAGGGCUGCCCAGAACCAGUACCAGAACCAGUACCAGAACCAGUAUCAGGCAGCCCCAAACUCGGGAAACCAGUACCAAAACUCGCAGUUCCAGCCUGUAAGACACAACAACACCUACAACAACUCAUACAACCAGCAACAAGUUCAGGCACAGGCACAGGCACAGGCGCAGGCACAGGCGCAGGCCCAGGCGCAGGCCCAGGAGCCUGCCAAGCCCACGUACCAGUCCAGAGCGUCCUCCAGCAGAUUGCUGGACAUGCAUAAUCGUUCGAAACAGCAGGCUGUCCCUGGCCAAGGCUACAACAGCCAGCCAUACCAACCCAAUAGAAGCAAUAGCACAUCAGUAUCCGGCAAUCGUCUUAGAGAGAGAAUGCUCCAAAAUUCACCUAGCAUGACCCAGCUCUACCAGAACGAAGGUGCCCAAGGACAGGGCGUUGGACAGGGAGCUGGACAACCUGCUCCCAGGGCUACUUGGGGAAGAAGAUAA
Suhomyces tanzawaensis NRRL Y-17324 is the source of this 759-nucleotide messenger RNA. It is a transcript of the gene MSO1, whose product is annotated as Mso1p. NCBI's taxonomy places the organism in Eukaryota, Fungi, Ascomycota, Pichiomycetes, Serinales, Debaryomycetaceae. The transcript is spliced from 2 exons. The record is from RefSeq and is a predicted model, not a curated record. Bases 1 to 759 code for a protein of 252 amino acids.